Paraphaeosphaeria sporulosa is the source of this 1028-nucleotide messenger RNA. RefSeq lists its product as uncharacterized. Gene Ontology annotation, biological process: mycotoxin biosynthetic process. The record is from RefSeq and is a predicted model, not a curated record. The coding region runs from base 354 to 1028 and encodes 224 amino acids. Lineage: Eukaryota; Fungi; Ascomycota; Dothideomycetes; Pleosporales; Didymosphaeriaceae. The transcript has 3 exons.
CAGCUAGUGCUACAUAGGGUGAUCUCGGCCGCCAUUUCCCCAAACAGUUACGUCGUAUUACACCAUGCUGUCAUAUGCACCACUAAUAUAGCACGUUAGACAAAUUACAACUUCAUAGAAGGAAAGAUACUGUGCAGCUGAAGUCAAACGACCCAAUGCGGAUUGCGCUCCGUUGGGUUGUCUGUUCUCAUGCGACUGCUUGCCACCCAUGGUCAUUACUUUUUACAGUGUCUGGUAUGAUCGUUAAAUUUGGCUGGCUUGUCGCGUCUCUGCUCAUUCUCUUUCGACCCCCUUAUGUUGCAGGAUGUUUGUGACUUCAAAAGCAGAGCCUGACGAGCUCCAUCUCCUGCAAGAUGAGGAUUACCCUGAGCUCCUACACUCCGCUGCUAGACAAGUUGAACUUUACAUUCAUCAACAAGAAAAUAAACGGCAGUCUCUUCAACGACCCCUGGAGUGUCUACAAAGCAGAACCAUCCAAGGAGGUUGAUGCUGCAUGGGAGGAGAUCUCCAAGAUCAGAGCGUUGGUUGUCGAGGCCGAUGAGAUAAGGAAGAUGGGGAAAGAUCCCGAGUUCGCGGUCCAAGUUCCACUCGAGUGGGGCUACGGCUCCACCAAAUACUUCGCAGAACUCGACUCCCAACACCUCCUCCACUGCCUCAAUACCGUCCGAAAAUACAGCCACUACAGCCACUACUUCUACCCCAAAUGGGGCGACGAGUCCAACAUGCCGGCUCUGGCCGUUGCGCAUCGUUCGCACUGCAUCGGCAUCCUCCUUGAUGCUCUGACGUGCCAGCCUAGCCUGAAUUUGUUGCAUUUCAACUGGAUGGAGACGCAGGAGAAUCCGUUUCCGGACUUUGGGAUAAAUAGGAAGUGUGUGGAUCACAGCGCUGUUCUGGAAUGGCAGGAUAGGGUGGGGAUUAGGGAGGAUUUGGUGGUGGAUGCGAAGAUUGAGAGGCCAGAGGAUGCGAAGGUAAUCCCGGCGUUGCCGCAGUUGCUGGAGCUGGGUAACGGAGAGGGCCUUAUCAUGUAG